Penicillium verhagenii is the source of this 792-nucleotide messenger RNA. RefSeq names its product sulfotransferase family protein. The coding region runs from base 1 to 792 and encodes 263 amino acids. Lineage: Eukaryota; Fungi; Ascomycota; Eurotiomycetes; Eurotiales; Aspergillaceae. The record is from RefSeq and is a predicted model, not a curated record. The transcript has a single exon.
AUGCGCUUCUUAUCUGAUACUCUGGUCGUCGAUCCAACCACCAAACCUACAAUGCAAGUCCUUGGUGCAGGUCUACCACGGUGUGCGACUAGCUCUAUGCAGGCUGCCAUGGAAUCGGAACAAAUCAACUGCCAUCCAUCGAUGCAUAUGGCCCAUAUUGCGCCUAACAUCGCUCGUAGCAACUUAGUUUUGCAAGCAAUGCAAGAGCCAAAUACUGAACGACGCCAAAAAUUACUAUACGAAUUAUUCGAUGGUUUCCAAGCCACUUCUGACUUUCCCGGAUGUGCCGUCAUCGACGACUUGAUGGAUAUGUACCCCGAUGCAAAGAUUGUCCUGAACCUGCGUCCAGGUGGUGGCCCCAGCUGGGUAAAAUCGAUCAAAGCACUACACUGGGCGAAAGACACGUCUUACUACGUCCUCACUUUCCUUUGGAAGACUGAUCGCAACCUGCAUGCCAUGUGGCUUAUUUAUGUGCAAAUGUGUAUGAGAAAAUUUGGCCUCGCUGAGGAUGAGGUGUUCACGACGAAGCACUAUGACGCCCAUAACGCGUGGGUUCAUGCGGAGGCGACUAGGCGUGGCCGAGAGGUUCUGGAGCAUGAGCCGAAGGAUGGAUGGGAACCCAUUUGUCAAUUCCUUGGAAAGGAGACCCCGGAGAAUGAACCUUAUCCACAUCGAAACGAUGCCGCUGAAGUCCGUAUGAUAAAGCGAAUUUUGUAUGCUCGAGGGAUUGUCUCUUGGCUUGUACUGAUCGGGACAACAUAUGGGGCUGCGAGAUGGUUCGAUCUUCUUUAG